AUGGCUGGGUUUGCGGGCACCGCACUGGACCUGGCGAAUCAGUUGGCCCAGGAAGAGGAGGCCCAGAACUGGGACAAGGCGGUUAUAGAAGUCACAUACACCUUGUCCGCCUCCAUCGCCGGUAUCGCCUACGGACCGCUCCUGAUCAACCCCCUUGCCCAUGCCUUCGGUCGAACCGCGAUCAUCUUCUGGUGUCUUCUCUUCGCCAUGGCAUGCGCCAUCUGGUCCGCCAACAUGACCGGCCGAGGCGACUAUGAACGCUUCGUGGCGUCUCGUCUGUUUGAUGGGAUUUUCGGAUCCAUCCCGUCCAUCCUCGGAGUCGGGUCUGUGUACGAGAUGUUCUUCCUGCAUGAGCGCGGCAAGGCCUACGCGGCCUUCCAUGUCUCCUUUCUUUUCGGCACCGUGGCUGGCCCGACCUUUGGAGGCUUCAUCGUGCAGCAUACCGAUUGGCCGUGGGGUAUUGUGCUUGUGCUAGCGUUAUGCUUCCUCGAAGACACCAGCUACCCACGCGACGGGACGGCAGGGCCGAGCCAGAAGCCUUCGUCCUUCUGGGCUAAUCGGAUGGCCACGUUGCUUCCACAUCCAACUGGAAUCGGUCGCUCUGAGUUGAGACGUAUCGCAUGGCUACCCUUCCGGAUCGGCCUCUCCCCCAUCGGCCUGAUGAUCGGUCUGUUCCAAUUCGCCUCCUUCGGCUGGUUCGUGGCGACCCACAGUCUCAUCACCGUCUGGCUCGAGAAGCCCGUGACCGUCGGCGGAUGGGGGUUUACCGCUCAGCGGAAUGCCUUCUUCAUCUUCUCCCUGUGGGCCGGUCUCCUCACCGCCGAACUCUGGGGCUACCUGUGCAACGACCGCAUCGCGCUUUGGGUCUGCCGCACCCGGAACAAAGGGGUCUGGAAGCCCGAGUGCCGGCUCCACACGCUCUGGAUCCCUUCUCUCGUCCUUCUCCCCAUCGGCCUGGGCAUCGUCGGCGCCGCCCUGCAGUACCACCUGCACUACAUGGUGCUGGCGCUGGGCGCCUACCUCAUCACGUUCGCCUCGAUGAGCUCCGUGCCUGUCGCGGUGACGUACGCAAUCGAGUGCGUCGCCGCGCAGCCCACCGAGGUGGCCGCCUUCAUGGGCGCCUAUCGCCUCUCCCUGGGGCUGGUGAUCCCCUUCUUCAUCGAUCAGUGGGUGGCGCGCGUGGGCUUCGGUUGGGUCUAUGGGAUGAUGGCCUUCUUUUCGAUCUUCGCUUUCACCAUUGUUGUGGGACUGAUGGGCUUCGGGGAACGACUGCGCGAGCGCACGCUGCGCGGCUUGGCUGCGCGGGAGAUUGGGAGGAAGAUUAUUGAUGAUUUGGACUAA
Aspergillus brunneoviolaceus CBS 621.78 is the source of this 1341-nucleotide messenger RNA. Its product is annotated as polyamine transporter. Lineage: Eukaryota; Fungi; Ascomycota; Eurotiomycetes; Eurotiales; Aspergillaceae. Bases 1 to 1341 code for a protein of 446 amino acids. Gene Ontology annotation, molecular function: transmembrane transporter activity. The record is from RefSeq and is a predicted model, not a curated record. The transcript has 5 exons. Gene Ontology annotation, biological process: transmembrane transport.